Messenger RNA from Meriones unguiculatus (Mongolian gerbil), 4155 nucleotides. It is a transcript of the gene Prkcz, whose product is annotated as protein kinase C zeta. The transcript has 18 exons. Gene Ontology annotation, molecular function: protein serine/threonine kinase activity; ATP binding; protein binding. NCBI's taxonomy places the organism in Eukaryota, Metazoa, Chordata, Mammalia, Rodentia, Muridae. The record is from RefSeq and is a predicted model, not a curated record. Gene Ontology annotation, biological process: protein phosphorylation. The coding region runs from base 135 to 1916 and encodes 593 amino acids.
CGGUCCCCCCGCUGCGCGCUCCCUUCCGCGUUCCGCCGUCCGCCCCGCCUGGCAACCCGGCCCUGCGCGGGGGGCCGCUAGCCAUGGCCGGAGCGCCCCGGGCGCGGCGCUGACGGCGGCUGGCGGAGUGCGCCAUGCCCAGCAGGACGGACCCCAAGAUGGAUGGGAGCGGCGGCGGGCGCGUCCGUCUGAAGGCGCACUACGGGGGGGACAUCCUGAUUACCAGCGUGGACGCCAUGACAACAUUCAAGGACCUCUGUGAGGAAGUGAGAGACAUGUGUGGCCUGCACCGGCAGCAUCCACUCACCCUCAAGUGGGUGGACAGUGAAGGUGACCCUUGUACUGUGUCCUCACAGAUGGAGCUGGAGGAGGCCUUCCGCCUGGCCUGUCAGGGCAGGGAUGAAGUGCUCAUCAUCCAUGUUUUCCCAAGCAUCCCAGAACAACCAGGCAUGCCUUGUCCUGGAGAAGACAAAUCCAUCUACCGCCGUGGAGCCAGAAGAUGGAGGAAGCUGUACCGAGCCAACGGCCACCUCUUCCAAGCCAAGCGCUUUAACAGGAGAGCGUACUGUGGCCAGUGCAGCGAAAGGAUAUGGGGUCUCUCGAGGCAGGGCUACAGGUGCGUCAACUGCAAACUGCUGGUCCAUAAACGCUGCCACGUCCUCGUCCCGCUGACCUGCAGGAGGCAUAUGGAUUCUGUCAUGCCUUCCCAAGAGCCUCCAGUAGAUGACAAGAAUGAUGGUGUAGACCUUCCUUCAGAGGGGACUGAUGGAAUUGCUUAUAUUUCUUCAUCUCGGAAACAUGAUAACAUCAAAGAUGAUUCUGAGGACCUUAAGCCUGUCAUCGAUGGGGUAGAUGGGAUCAAAAUCUCUCAGGGGCUGGGGCUGCAAGACUUCGACCUCAUCAGAGUCAUCGGGCGUGGAAGCUAUGCCAAGGUCCUGCUGGUGCGGUUAAAGAAGAAUGACCAGAUCUACGCCAUGAAAGUGGUGAAGAAGGAGCUUGUCCAUGAUGACGAGGAUAUUGACUGGGUGCAGACAGAGAAGCACGUGUUUGAGCAGGCGUCCAGCAACCCCUUCCUGGUUGGCUUACACUCCUGCUUCCAGACAACGAGCCGCUUGUUCCUGGUCAUAGAGUACGUCAACGGCGGGGACCUCAUGUUCCACAUGCAGAGGCAGAGGAAGCUCCCAGAGGAGCACGCCCGGUUCUACGCCGCUGAGAUCUGCAUCGCCCUCAACUUCCUGCAUGAGAGAGGGAUCAUCUACCGGGACCUGAAGCUGGACAACGUCCUCCUCGACGCCGACGGGCACAUUAAGCUCACAGACUAUGGCAUGUGCAAGGAAGGCCUAGGCCCUGGGGACACAACGAGCACCUUCUGCGGGACCCCGAACUAUAUCGCCCCUGAAAUCCUGCGUGGAGAAGAAUAUGGGUUCAGCGUGGACUGGUGGGCGCUGGGAGUCCUCAUGUUUGAGAUGAUGGCUGGGCGUUCCCCCUUUGACAUCAUCACGGACAACCCUGACAUGAACACUGAAGACUACCUUUUCCAAGUUAUCCUGGAAAAGCCAAUCCGGAUUCCCCGCUUCCUGUCUGUCAAGGCCUCACAUGUCUUGAAAGGAUUUUUAAAUAAGGAUCCCAAGGAGAGGCUGGGCUGCCGGCCGCAGACUGGGUUUUCCGACAUCAAGUCCCAUGCCUUCUUCCGCAGCAUAGACUGGGACCUGCUGGAAAAGAAGCAGGCCCUGCCUCCCUUCCAGCCCCAGAUCACUGACGACUAUGGCCUGGACAACUUCGACACGCAGUUCACCAGCGAGCCCGUGCAGCUGACCCCAGAUGACGAGGACGUCAUAAAGAGGAUUGACCAGUCGGAGUUUGAAGGCUUUGAGUACAUCAACCCACUUCUGCUGUCUGCCGAGGAGUCCGUGUGAGGCUGUGAGCAUCUCUGUUGUGGACACGCCUGUGAAUGACCCUGUCACUUUACCCUAACUACAGCAUAUGCAUGCCAGGCUGGGCACUGAGGUUCCGAGCAGCCAGGGAGGGAUGCUGGCCACCACGACCGCAGAGGGGCACCCGACAGGCACUCCUGGACAGAGCAGUCUCUUGCGUCCGGGCCCCGGAGGCCGCCUUUGUGCUGGAGGAAUCGCUUCCUGUGCCCAUGGCGGGCCCCCCAGAGGGCGAGACAGUCACACCGUUUUGAAGGUGCAUAUUUUCCACAGAAACAGAGCUCAAUGCACUGACCCGCUCCAGGAAAAGUUAGCGUGUAAUGCCCCGAGGAAUAAAAUGUACCGAUGACGCAGACGCUUCCUCUGAUGCCUUUUUUCUGAGUGGCGCCCACCUGACGUCCCAGUGCAGGCCCCCUCGUGAGGAGCAGCCGUGCUCCCUGAGCAGGCAGGGCGCGGCACGGGCACCCAGGCGCCUGCAGGGUGCACUGCAGCAGGCUGGCACAGAUUCGGAACGUUUUCUAAAUCCCGGUAAGUUCUGUUGUUAAUAUCUGACAAGAAUUGUCAUACCUGGUGCGGCUAGACGGAAGUCCAAGGCCGAAGUGACACCCUGGCCAGGCUGGUGGCGCUGUCCCCACCAGCCCGGGACUCUGAUGAGGGAAAUUGGAUUAUAGAGAUUCUAAAACACUGCUCACCAAAGCACCAGUAAACCAAAUAAAUAAGUAAAUAAAUAAAAAGGGAAAAGAAUUGAAAACGAAAUCCGCACAAAAUAUAUUUCUGAAAAUACUAGCCAGUGCCUCCAAGAUGUCUUGUGUUAUACAUUAGAUUUUUGGAAAAUAUUUUUGUCAUUAAUACUCCAGAUUAGAAAAUUUAAAGACACGUGUGUGAUGGACCCUAGCCUUAAAGUGACAGAAUUCGCAUAAUCCCGUACUCUUCCUGAGGAAGCGUGCCGGCUUCCAUACUGCUGUGCUCAGCCACCCUUCUCUUUAGAUUAGUCUGGGAGGCCAGCCCAAGGCUUUCUGGAAAGAGGUCAGCUGACUCCUCAGCAGGUCAGGUGUGGCAGGAGCCAUCGUUUGUGCACCUGGGUUCCAGGCAGGGGAUGGAGAAGCUGCACGGAGCCCCCAGCUCCACCCAAGCCAGGCUGGCCCGUGUGGCAAACACGCUACACAUCCCAACCCUGCCAGACUGAGGCCUGGAGUCUCCGUGUCGGGCAGGGUGGUGUCCAGCCUCCUGCUGUGUUUGCUGGGGGCCCUGGCAAAAAUCAAAGCUGGAGACAACGAAAAUCUAGAAGCGCUGUUACAGCGCCGCCCGCAGCCCUCCCCCCAACACACUCAGGUUUCUCAGCCUUUGCCAUGCCGGCGCUGAACACAUCAGAGCCACACCAGGUCCACCACACCCAGGUCCACGGUGCUGGGACAGAACAGGCAGCCCAGGCUUAUGGGCGGCUCCGUAACUCCUGUUGAACAUGGACACAUUUCAACCAGCACUCCCAGUGUCCAUCAGUAAGACGUGUCCCCAACAACUGGUCAAAAAAAAAAAAAAAAAAAAAAAAGCAAACAGAGCCUAAGAGCCAAUUUUUGGGGCCUCCUAGGGCUAAACAGCGCAGCCUCGGGUGUCCAGGUGGCUGGAGCCCCAGUCUGAGGGCCAUGCGGGCACACCCACCUCUGAGCUGAGCUGCUGAGAUGAAGAGCCCACAGAUGGCCCCAGAGCGAACGGGCUCCUGCCAGCUCCUUUCCUCCCUCUGUGCUCCCUAAGGACAGCAACAACUCCUUUGCCCAAAAGCACAGGAGCCCUUGAUUUGACAGGAAAGGGGGUGUUUAUCUGCAUACUGCCCUAUUGCCAAACAACUUGCUGGCCACUGGUUCAGCUGCUCAUGUACAAAUGUGUGGAUAACAUUGUGCCCACCAGAAGGGGAGAUUUUAUAUACACUACCUUGUUUUAUAAAUUAAAGAAAGUGAAGGAUGUACUGAAAUGUGACUUGGGGUGGGAGGGAAAAUACCCUAACGUCUGCAAACAGCUCUGGCAGGAUAGUGUGUGUCUUUCAAAAUGGUUCGAAAACACUGGUGACCUCAUGAUUGUAAAGCAGUGAGCAUAACCACGUGGUUUUGUACAAUUGAUCAGUGGAGCCCGUCGCCGGCCGGCGUCCCUUCUGUGGGUGAUGGUCUCACCCUCCACGGCCAAGGUCGUUCAUAUUCUUGCACACCCAUUAAAGACUUUGAUGAAAAUG